Cyphellophora attinorum is the source of this 864-nucleotide messenger RNA. RefSeq lists its product as uncharacterized. NCBI's taxonomy places the organism in Eukaryota, Fungi, Ascomycota, Eurotiomycetes, Chaetothyriales, Cyphellophoraceae. The coding region runs from base 1 to 864 and encodes 287 amino acids. The record is from RefSeq and is a predicted model, not a curated record. The transcript has a single exon.
AUGGCUUUGCACUCGAACCCUCGGCGCCCUCCUCGAGGCUCGAAUUACACCUCUCACAGUCGCCGGCUUAAUGGCGCGUCACUUCCGCCCCGAAGACCACCCCAAUCCACCACCAGCUGCUCAGUCUCACAGCGCUCUCAAACCGAUGCAAGCGACACUUCCGGUCCUUCAACAUGGGCAGACAUCACCACAAGCCAUUUAGGCAGUCAAAUUAGUUCGGAUAUCGGGUCAGACGUUACUGGCACGACCACGAGCCCUGAGUAUGGUCCUGAUACAUCUGGCUGGGACGGAACUCCACCUCCGAUGCCGGUUGAAGCCCACGAGCAGUGGCCAUCUCUGGACAGUAAGACGGGCAACAAGGUUCACGAGGAUCUAUCAGCGAAAGACAUGCUCCACGAUCUUGCGCGUUCUUCCCCACAGACUACUCUUCAGCCGGCUCUCACUCCGGUGCCACGCAGGCAGCAGAACCAAGCCAGCAGAGUCCUCCCUACGGGUCCUCCGACCGAUGAAGCCGAGCUAAUCGAUCUCGGCGGUUCCGCUACUGCGCAACACUGCCAGGCGGCCUCUGGCGCCCCCAACAACGAGAAACAGCCAUACAAGCCCUCUCCACCUCGGGAAUCCCCUGUACGGCCUCGCACAUUCCACGAAAUUGACCAAGAGGAAGUGCAAAGAAAGGUAGCAGCUCAGGAGGCCUUCAUGGAACCGCUGAAGGAGCCAAGUCUUGUCGACGGAGGUCUCCUCAACGCCACAGAAGCCAUGCGCGCUGCCGAAGCGACAAUGGGAGUGGCGGUGGAGUCGAAACGUAAGGGCAAGGGCAAGAAGAAGAAGGAAUGGCUGAACUUGACGCCAUUCAUUCAGUACUGA